GGGGCUAAGAUAGAACAUGGCAUUAGUAUAAAAAAACUGAGAAAUCUCCUUGUGACCUCUCUGAAACAAAAGAGGAAGAAAAGUGCUAGUGUCCCCACCACCAGGCCCCAAAAUGCUCAACCUGUUCUUUGUGCCGUGUCGCAUGGCCCUAUUCUAUGAAGAGACCCACAAGUAGUGAGGAAGGGAGGAGGCAGGCGAUGGGGAAUGGCAACAUGAAUAAUGUGGUGAGGAUCAGGUUGACAUUGUCAAAAGAGGAGUAAGACAGUGAGAAGGUCUGUGUCUGUGUGAUAGAGAUCUGUCCUUCUUCAGUUGACACAGGAGAGCAUAGCAGGCCAGCAGACUUUAAGAAGUGUAAGGCACUUUACCCGGCCUACAACACCAUGGUAUCUAUGUAAUAUACAGGAUCCUUACCACAAGGGAAGCUUUAUCUUGUAUUACAUCUGUAGAGUAUUGACCUUGAUGCUUUUAAAUUUCCCAAUUUUCCGAGCAAAGUUGAAUGGUCUUGCUAUUUCCCAUUCAUCCUGUCAAAGUAUGACCAAAUUCAGGGAAGAAUAUGAUUAAGUUGUGCUCAUCACAUACCGUACUGUCCCUUCCUGCUAGCCUACAAAAACACGUAUAGACUGUAAAGUUAUUCACUGUCAUCUGGUCGAGUAGUGAGAGGGUUUAGGUAACCUCUUUAUAGCUUUAAGAGCAAGCCGUGCAUUUAUGACACAUAUUCAACGGAAAAAACAGUAACAUUUUAUCUUGCCCAAACGGGCAUGGAUUAAAUCUAUACACCUACCGUACACUAUACAUACAAUUAACGUUUUUGGCUCAGUGCCAUGCUCAUUAGUUCAUUUUUGUUGCAAAUGUACACAUCCAGGAGAUGGCUAGCUUAGCUUAGCACAAAGAAGAGUUGUGGUUUGACCAGGACUAAUUCUGGCUAUGGGGGGGUUGUUACCUUUGGAUGCUACCUGGCUAGCUGUUUCUCCUAGUUUUGUAAUACUGAGCUAAGUGCCUGCUUUAAAUUCAUAAUUUUAAUGUGAGUGUGAUAUUGAUCCUUAAGGCUAACUCUUAGCGAGACACCAAAUAAGCUUAUUUCCCAAAACGUUACCCCGUUCCUGUGAACUCUUCCCCCCUCACCAUUAUUAUCACUCACUUGAUGAUUCAUCCAGAAGGGUCCACAUGAAUGUUUGUACAACAUUUCAUGACAAUCAUCCAACAGCUGUUGAAAUGGAUCACUCAAAACUUCAAAAGAGGGAAAUUUAAGGAUCUCAAAUUCCAUUUGGAUAAGUAAUCUGUACACUAGUGUAAAUGCAAAUGGGUGAACUUCAAGCUCUCAACUCUCAGCUGUGGAUUCCCUGCAGCUUCCAUUAUUACCUCAUUGCUUUUACCUGUAGGCCUAAUGUUUGAUAAUUGUUUCUGACAAAAUCAGCCUGAAGUUGUGUUUGUGAUUUGAGGGCUCUGGAAAAAUACACGCCUCUCAGAUACGUGAAAUCAGUCUCUUUGCGUCUUGUACAUUCAAUGGUUUUGGACAAUUCUAUAUAUAAUACAAUAUGUGUUAGUCAGGAGCAUUGCUAUGCAGUUCAAAGGAUGAGCAUAGAGUUCCAUGUUUUAUUAAAAAAAAACAAAAUGAGCUGAUGUUGGCACGGUUUAAAUGGUGUAGUGUAAGAAACAAGUCUUCUGAGACGACAGUUAACCUAAUAAUCCCCACCCCAACCCCUUCUCAGGGUCAUGUGAUCUCUCUGAGUCCCGCGCCGCCAGGGGGGAGGUGGAUCUGUUGGGAUUAGCCUCCACAGUCAACAAAAAGGUCACACACACAACACACGCUCACUGAUGGCUACGGGCUGCAAACACCAGGUCACCGGCAGAAGCAUUGUGUGACACACACUCACACACACACCAGAGACCCUUCAUCCGCUCACCAUGGCGUCCAUGGAGGAGGAGCUCACCUGCUCUGUGUGCCGAGACUUCUUCAGUCAGGCCCACCCCCUGCCCUGUGGACACAGCUUCUGUCCCGCCUGCAUCCGCGAGGCCUGGGGCGGAAAGGGCGAGGGCAAAGGUCGCUUUACCUGCCCCCAGUGUCAGGAGGAGCACGGUGAAGUGCCGUGUGACUGCUGCCCUCCCUCCACGGAUAAAGGAGAGACCCCGCCGGCUGUCAAGACCUGCCUGAGGUGUGAAGUGUCGCUGUGUGCCGCGCACCUCCAGCCCCAUCUGGAGAGGCCGGCGUUUGGCAACCACCUGUUGGUGGACCCGCUCGGGGACCUCUCCCAGCGACGGUGCCCGACACACACAGAGAUACUGCGCUACUACUGCGCCGACGACAGGAUGUAUGUGUGCGGUGACUGUCUGCUGGACGGAGCCCAUGCUGAGCACAAAGUUAAGGCGCUGAGGCAGGUGGAGGAGGACCUGAAGAUCAUACUCCAGACCCUGCUCAGCAAAGCAAAGGAGAAGCUGAAAGAUGGAGAGCGAAUCCUCCAAGAGCAUGAGAGUUUCGAUUCCAACAUGGCUGACUCGCUAAAGCAGGACAACACCCAGGUGGAGCGGCUGGGCUUGGACCUGCAGGUCCAGGUGGUGAGGCUGGUGAUCGCUCUGAGGGAGAUCACCAGGAGGGAGAGACAGCAGGUCGUAGAUCGCGUGCACGAAGACUGCUCCAAGGUGCGAAGCGAGAUGAGCCAGGCGCUGAGCAUCCAGCACUACCUGGCCUCGCUGCUGGCAGAGACGGACCCCUUCCUGCUCAUCUGGGCCUUUCAAUCCGAUGACACAAAGUUACUAGCCGACCUGAACAACCCACCCUUCAUCCCCGACCCCAUCAGUCUGGACAGGAAACACAUCUUGGAGGACAUUGAGAGCAAGUAUCGAGAUUUCAUCACCGGCACCCUGCGUUGCCUCAGUGAACUCAAGAGGGAGCUGUUAAGCAGUCCCUUGACCCUGGACACUAACACAGCCCAUCCUCUGGUGAGCAUCUCUGAGGACCUUCGCUCGGCGGCGCGGGUUAAAAGCCGCCUGCCCUACGGUGCCCACGCCGAACGGUUCGACCACUGGCCGCAGGUCCUCACCAUCCAGACCUUCACCUCUGGGACUCACUACUGGGAGCUGGAGGCCCAGGGGUUCUGGGAUAUUGGCGUCUGCUAUCGAAGUAUAGGACGGAAGGGGAAAGAGGGCAACGCCUUUGGGAACAACAAGGUAUCAUGGAGCUUGACACAGCAGCAUGACAGGAGACUGGCCGCCUGGCACAACCGCAGGAAGACCCGCCUCGCAUGCCGAAUGACUGGCAACCGAGUGGGCGUCGCCGUGGACUACGCCGCGGGCACCAUCACCUUCUCCGAGGUGGGACCAUCGAACAACCUGAGCCACCUCCACACUUUCUCCGCCACGUUCACUCAGCCGCUGUGCUUAGGCUUCGGACUCUACAAAGCUGAGCUCAACAGUCACAUCUCUAUCGCCAAAGUCUGAGGAGGGGAAAGAGGAGAGAGGACGGAGAAAAGACAAAGCGGUGUCAAUUGAUUCUUCCACUUCUAGAGAAACCACACAGCCUGCCACUUUGAGCCUCUCUGAUGUUUGUCUCCUUUCAGAUCUGAGCCCGAGCUCCUCUUCUUCCUCAAUGAAGUGACAAAACCAUAUUUCUUAAAACUGUGAUCAGGUUAUAUUGGGGUGGAGAUAUCUGAGAAUAGCGCAUUCCCUGAGCAAAUGUGACCCGAUCCUAGCUGGACAGCCAGUGAAAAGACAAAAUAGGGUUUGGUAACACGAUUGCUAAAUUGUUGUUCAUGUGCUUUUCAUUCCACAAAACUGCAGAUGAUUGUUGAUGUGAUAACAAUGCUAAAGGAAGAAGUAAAUAACGGUGUUGGUAA
Messenger RNA from Gasterosteus aculeatus aculeatus (three-spined stickleback), 3830 nucleotides. RefSeq names its product tripartite motif containing 110 (gene trim110). The record is from RefSeq and is a predicted model, not a curated record. NCBI's taxonomy places the organism in Eukaryota, Metazoa, Chordata, Actinopteri, Perciformes, Gasterosteidae. Gene Ontology annotation, molecular function: zinc ion binding; protein binding.